CAGAAACUGAGACUUAUCGAGGUCAUCGAGAAAAUUAUUAAAACAUAUUUAUCUGCAGACCUCUGAGACUUUAAAGAUGGCCAAAGACUCGCAUGAAGAGAUUUAUGAAAAUGUUCAAACAAUUUCAAACGAGAGAAAAAAGGAAACAUCAAUAACUUGUUCCAGCCGUCUGUUGAGUUUGUGGAUAAUUAGCUUCCUCCUGGUGGGAAGCAUUUCGGUCAACAUCUGGAUGAGUCUUCAGAUACACAAACAGGAAGCAACUUUCCAGGAGCUGGAGAUGAAGAUGGGAAAACUACAAAAUGACAGUGAAGUGCUGACUCAUGAGAAUAAUGACCUGAACUUAUGGCUGAGCUUUUUUCUGAAAUUCAAAAAUGUUCAAGUCUCAAAUUACUGCAAUGGUGAAAAGUGUCAGCCGUGUCAGGAAGGAUGGGUUGAGUUUCAGAAAAAGUGUUAUCUGUUUAUUGAAAAACAUCCUUGGAAAACCUGGAAGGAAAGUCAUGAGCUCUGCAAAAACAAAUCCGCAGAUCUGGUCGUUAUUGAUCACCUGCAAGAACAGGAGUUUCUCAGUAAACAGAUAAAGUUUUACUAUGAUGAAUAUCAUGGAUACUGGCUGGGCUUACGUGAAAUGAACAACAGAUGGGUGUGGACUGACGGACGUUAUGACACUCUGGGGUUCUGGAUGGGAUCAGUUUAUGGUUCCUCUGGUCCGUUUGCUCUGCUGAUCCCAGGAAAAUCUCCGACAAAGAGUUGGGACACAUCAGAUAACGCCUUUCUGAACAAAUUCAUCUGUGAGCAAGAAGCCCUGCAGAAGCUUGAGACCAGAGCCAGUUGGCUGUCCGACCUUUGACCCAACGCUGGGGGUUUGCAGAAGCACUUCUCAAAUGUCUGCUGCCUAAAUGAGCUUUUCUUGAUCUGAAGUUUGCAGCUGGUUUGGGCGCAGCAGCUCAUGAGUCUGUUUGUGGUUUUUAGUGGCAGAGCCACGCGAUAAAAUCAAACGUCUGGCAGAAAAAUGUGUUGCUUUCAAAUUCCAACCAGACAAGAUGGAGGCAAAGAAGAAACAUUUUAACUCAAUUUGCACCUUUUAAUUUGUUUUUGUAUAAAGUGUUGCAUUGUGCUGGUUUCACAGCUUCUACUCAUCUUAAAUCAUAUUUCUGCUGAUAUCUGCACAGAUUAGCAUUGUGUUCUUUAUCCAGUUUUUUAUUCUGAUGUUUGUUGAAUCUUUUUGCUUUUAUUGCUUUUCACUUUGCUGAUGUAACAAAAUUUGAGAAACAAUAAAGG
Gambusia affinis (western mosquitofish) is the source of this 1278-nucleotide messenger RNA. RefSeq names its product dromaiocalcin-1-like. The transcript is spliced from 6 exons. The coding region runs from base 77 to 847 and encodes 256 amino acids. NCBI's taxonomy places the organism in Eukaryota, Metazoa, Chordata, Actinopteri, Cyprinodontiformes, Poeciliidae. The record is from RefSeq and is a predicted model, not a curated record.